Echinostoma caproni is the source of this 342-nucleotide messenger RNA. The record is from the annotation of a GenBank genome assembly. Lineage: Eukaryota; Metazoa; Platyhelminthes; Trematoda; Plagiorchiida; Echinostomatidae.
AAACUGAAAACUGAAACUAUAAUCUUUUUUCUCUCUGAACGAAUACAAUUGAUUGAGCAAAUGAAGCAGGAGGUAGCGCUAGCCACUACACAAGCCCUGCUUCAGAACAUGUCGGAUAUUUGUUUCAAAAAGUGUGUUACGAAACCAGGAAACAGUCUAGAUAAUUCCGAACAAAAAUGUGUUGCAAACUGUAUGGAUCGUUAUGUGGAUUCAUGGAAUCUGGUCUCCAAAACCUUCGCUGCUCGGAUUCGAAGAGAGUCCUCACGAAUAGGAUUGCUUUCUUGGGAAAGUGGUUUUUCUCCUAGCUUUGCUGUCAAAAUCAUGGACUCUACAAAUUCCUGA